AGCGCCAUGUCGGCUAUAACAAAGGCUUCUACAGGCCAUUCAUAACAUCUCGCUUAAAGAAAUGGCUGAAGAUGAUAUUCGACUGGAAGAUAGUCUGCCAGAAUACGGGUGGCGAAUUAAACUCGAUCAUACUUUUCCGCAAAAACCACGGCCAAGCAAGUUGCCGAGAUGGAGACAGCUUCCAAAGCUGGUCGGCCUUGGCUAUCGGUUUAUGAAAUAUGCUACAAAAGAGAAAAAAGAAGGAAGAGUGCCUUUUAUAGACCCUUAUAAAAUGAAUCCUUGUCGUCAAGUAUACGGGGUUCCGCUCGGUGGUAUUGGAUGUGGUUCCAUCGGUCGUGGUUGGAAAGGGGAUUUUAAUCGAUGGCAGUUAACACCUGGAAUGUAUUCGUAUGAUACUGUCCACGCAGAUCAGUUUGUCGUUUGCAUAAGAAGAAAAGGGAAAACCGUGUAUCAGCAAGUACUAUCUCCACAAUGCACAUCAAAUGGUCUGCUCUAUGGACACAAUUUAAAAUCAUGGAACUGGGGUUUCAAUGGUGCAAAUGCAAUUUAUCACGCAUUGUAUCCAAGGGCAUGGACAGUUUAUGAAAUACCAUCACAGCGAAUACGGCUGAUUUGCAGGCAAAUAUCUCCUAUCUUCCCAAAUGAUUAUAAGGACACCAGUUUGCCAGUAGCCGUGUUUAUAUGGACAGUUCAAAACUACGGAAAAGAAGAUGCUGACGUAAGCAUCAUGUUCACAUUUCAAAGCGGUGAAGGGAAACCCGAUGAUGCAAGUUAUGGACAUUACAACGAGCCGUUCACGUGCAAAGGCAUCCAUUCUGAAGUGGGAAAUGAACAGAAAGCUGGACAAGGCAGCAGAAGUCAUGUGAUAACUUGUGAUGUCACUGGUGUACUACUUCACAGAAACGCUGAUCCAGCCUGCACGUACGUCAUCGCAGCCAAAGCCAAACAUCAGGAAAACAACCCGCUUGUUCGUGUUACAUGGAAAACCAUAUUUGAUGCAAAGAGCCCGGGAAGGCGACUUUGGCAAGACUUACACGAAGAUGGCCUGUUAUCCUCUAAUCCAGAUCCAAGUCAUCGGAGCAAUCCUGGCGAGGCACCAGCAGCAGCUGUUGCAGCUUCAGUCACUGUCCCCGCUGGAGAGCGUAGAACGUUAGAAUUUUCACUCGCCUGGGAUAUGCCUAUCGUUUACUUUGGGUCGAAGAGAUUAAAACACUACAGAUGGUACACGAAAUUUUUCGGUUACCAUGGAAACGCUGGUUCGACGCUGGUCAGCCAUGCCUUGAGAACUUACACAGAGUGGGAAAGUAAAAUCGAUGAAUGGCAAGAGCCAAUAUUGAGGGAUAAAAACCUCCCUGCUUGGUACAAGUCUGCAAUAUUUAAUGAACUUUAUUUCAUUGCGGACGGUGGGACAAUUUGGUUGGACGUGGCGAAAGAAGAGAGCAGAAAUAUCGAGGUCAAAUAUCUGCCGGAAGUUGUUAAAAAUUACGGGAGAUUUGCGUAUCUUGAAGGUCAUGAGUAUCGAAUGUACAACACGUACGAUGUCCAUUUCUACGCAUCAUUUGCCCUCAUCAUGCUCUGGCCGAUGUUGCAACUAAGUCUUCAGCACGAUAUCGCGGAUUAUGUCAACAAGAGUGACCUUAAACAACGUUUGACGAUGAUGAGUGGAAGAUCGUGUCCUAGGAAGGUUCAAGGUUGUGUGCCACAUGACAUCGGCGAUCCAGAUGAUGAACCCUGGACAAAUAUAAAUGCUUACACAAUUCACGACACUUCUGAAUGGAAAGAUCUUAACCUUAAAUUCGUACUGCAGCUUUAUCGUGAUUAUGUUUUCACUGGCGAUCUUCAAUUCCUUGAUGACCUCUGGCCUGUAGCAAAGACGGUUAUGGCGAAAGCAGUAAGUCAGGACUCGGACGGUGAUGGAUUGAUCGACAACUCGGGCUUUGCUGACCAAACAUAUGACGCCUGGAUUGUGUCGGGAGCUAGUGCGUACUGCGGAGGCUUAUGGUUGGCAUCGCUUCGUACAAUGUCUGAAAUUGCCAAAGUUCUUGGCUACCCUGAAGAUAUUAAGAAAUAUAACAACAUCCUACAACGCGGAAAGAAAGCUUAUGAGCGUAAACUAUGGAAUGGUCGCUAUUAUAAUUACGAGUUCAGUAAACGGCGAUAUCAUAACAGUAUUAUGGCAGACCAAAUGGCAGGACAAUGGUAUCUCAAGGCCUGUGAAAUUGGACAGCAUCCGAAUGACAGGGUUUUCCCAAAAGCUCACGUGAUCAGUGCACUGACAACAGUAUUUGAGUACAACGUGCUGAGAUUCCACAAUGGUAGACUUGGAGCCGUGAAUGGUAUGAGGCCCGAUGGAAAGGUCGACACCAGCAGUGUUCAAGCAGAGGAAGUAUGGACUGGUAUCACAUACGCCGUAGCAGCUUCCAUGAUACAAGAGGGAUUGGUAGAGGAAGGCUUUCGGACAGCAUGUGGAGUUUACCGAAGCUGUUACGAGAGAUUUGGAAUGUCCUUUCAGACCCCCGAGGCAUACACUGGGAACGGUCGUUUUCGUUCCCUAGGCUACAUGCGACCGCUGAGCAUAUGGGCUAUGCAGUGGGCGUGGGAGAAAAGGUCACAGAAAAAAUACGGUACGCAAUCCUUGAGUCCAGCUUCUUCGCCGUGUGCAAACGAGUUCUAUCUGUUGAACGGGUAUUCGGAACACGAAGAACACAACAACGUGUUCAUCUGGGAGGAUCUUUCCCUAAAUGUGAGUCCAGUAGAUACCCCAGAGAGGAAGCUCUCAGCGGGGGACUUGACGUCGCCCCUCGAUGAGGACUUUUAUGUCGAUGCAUAUAGUGACUUUGAGGAUUACCCAAGUAUUGGGGUCCGAGCAAAGUCUGAUGGGGAUUUGAACCGAAGUUUGACACUCUCUUCGGGUUCUUCAAGAAUGUUCCGACCAGGCACAUCGACCAGCGGUGAGUUCGCGGAAAACGGAGAAACCUCAGAUUGUUUUCACGAAAGCAUGCCCGGAUAAGACGUAAAAAACAGCCAAUAUCGUAUCGCUACACUAAGCCGGUUUUCCACUAGGCGGAAUUUUUCGAUCGAACGAUCUUUUCAAUUAUGACCGGUGAAGGGAAUCCGCUAUGGCAGAAUUAUCACAAUUCAAAAGAAUAUCAGCCGGAAAACUUCGUUCCGCCGAAAAAUUUCGCGUAGUGGAGAACCGGCUUUAGUUCUGUAUGAAGUCGCCGAGACAUUAGAGACGUUUGGCUUCACGUUUACGACAACCCUCUAACGGCAAACAGAAAAAUUCAUUUCGAAUUUUCAAAACAAAUGCUAGGUUUCGGAGGCCGAGAAAAUUGGCCCAUUAUUCUCAAACGUAUAGAGUAACUACUGAGACAAAUUGUGGGCGAGAAAGUGCCAAAAAUCUAAUUUUAAAUGUUAUUUGAAAAUAGCUGUUCGCG
Messenger RNA from Dendronephthya gigantea, 3437 nucleotides. RefSeq names its product non-lysosomal glucosylceramidase-like. The record is from RefSeq and is a predicted model, not a curated record. Gene Ontology annotation, molecular function: glucosylceramidase activity; beta-glucosidase activity. Gene Ontology annotation, cellular component: membrane. Lineage: Eukaryota; Metazoa; Cnidaria; Anthozoa; Malacalcyonacea; Nephtheidae. The transcript has 21 exons. Gene Ontology annotation, biological process: carbohydrate metabolic process; glucosylceramide catabolic process. Bases 62 to 3010 code for a protein of 982 amino acids.